Messenger RNA from Hevea brasiliensis (rubber tree), 2723 nucleotides. Its product is annotated as putative receptor protein kinase ZmPK1. Gene Ontology annotation, biological process: recognition of pollen; protein phosphorylation. The transcript has a single exon. The record is from RefSeq and is a predicted model, not a curated record. Gene Ontology annotation, molecular function: ATP binding; protein serine/threonine kinase activity. Bases 69 to 2516 code for a protein of 815 amino acids. NCBI's taxonomy places the organism in Eukaryota, Viridiplantae, Streptophyta, Magnoliopsida, Malpighiales, Euphorbiaceae.
UUGAAUUUUCAAUCUGAUCAUGAAGGUAUCGUCUUCGAAUUCAUAUUUAUUAGUUGCAUACUAUUUUAAUGCCCAACUUCAGGCUAACCCAGACCAUCAACCUCAAUAUGGAUACCCAUUUUUUCUUGAUUGUAUUUUCUUUGAUUUUAUCAUCUCUUUUUUUGUCUUCUGCAACUAAUUCUGCUUUAAGAGGAGGUUCAUAUCUCUCAGUGGAGAAUCCAAAUGACUUUCUCGUUUCACCAAGGGGAGAUUUCUCUGCCGGUUUUUACCCUGUUGGCGAUAAUGCUUAUUGCUUUGCUUUGUGGUUCAGCAAACCAUCUUGCAAUAACAACUGCACUGUUGUUUGGAUGGCGAACCGUGACUUCCCAGUUAAUGGAAAACGCUCAGAGCUCUUGCUGCUGGAAUCUGGUAACCUUAUCUUAACAGAUGCCGGUGAGGCCACUGCUUGGUCAACGGACACUAUUUCACGAUACCCAGCAGAGUUGCGCCUUCACGAUACUGGUAAUCUUGUUCUGCAGAAUAUUGAGGGUGAUGUUAUAUGGCAAAGCUUUGAUUCACCUACGGAUACCCUUCUUCCUUCGCAACCACUCACUAAAUAUACGGAGCUUGUCGCAUCAAGAAGCCACACUAACUUUUCUAGUGGUUUCUACAAGCUAAUUUUCGAUGAUAAAAAUCUUCUUCGUCUUCUCUAUGAGGGUCCUGAGGUUUCAAGUGUUUACUGGCCAUACCCGUGGUAUAAAGACUGGGAAGGAGGGAGAUCCCCAUACAACAGUAGUAGAAUUGCCUCACUUGAUUCGUUGGGAAAAUUUACUUCAUCUGAUCAUUUUUCUUUUCUAUCAUCGGAUUGGGGGGUGAGCCUCCAGAGAAGACUAACACUCGAUUCUGAUGGUAAUGCUCGACUAUAUAGCCGAGAAGAGGGGAGCGCAAGGUGGGCUGUUUCAUGGCAAGCGAAAUCUCAAGUAUGUGAGAUUCAUGGAAUUUGCGGACCUAAUAGUACAUGCAGCUACAAUCCACUUUCUGGUAGCAAAUGCUCUUGCCUUCCAGGAUAUAAGAUGAAGAAAACUGGUGAUUGGUCUUAUGGCUGUGAACCGAGAUUCAAUCUCUCAUGUAGCAACCAUGCGGAGAUCGGUUUCAUUCAACUCAAGCAUGUUGAAUUUUAUGGCCAUGAUGGCAACUUCUAUUCAAAUGUCAGCUUAGAGACAUGCAAGAAAUUAUGUUUGGAAUCGUGUAAUUGCCAAGGAUUCCAGUACAGGCAUAUUGGCGACACUAUCGUUCCUUAUUGUUACCCUAAGAUGUUAUUAUCAAAUGGGCAAUAUACACCAAGCUUCGGUGGAGAUUUCUAUAUCAAAGUUCCUAAAACAAGCCUAUUCUCGGGUAAUGAGGAAGCUUCAGGAUUAGGAUUAGGUAUAUGCCCCUCCGACCAUGCUAAGCCUUUGUCCUUGUUCAGAGUUUAUGCAGGAAGCCCCGAAAAUGGGACCUUGAAGUUCAUGCUUUUGUUCGCCUAUGGUGUUGGGGGAGUUGAGAUUAUCGUUAUCCUUCUUGCCUGGUGUUUCUUGAAUAAGUCUCAGAAGGACUCCAAUGAAGCUACACAAAACUAUCAUCCUGCAGCAACUGGAUUUAAAAGAUUCACUUAUUCUGAGCUCAAAAAAUCAACCCGGAACUUCAGCCAGGAAAUUGGAAGAGGAGCAGGAGGAAUCGUAUACCAGGGGACGCUUUCUGAUAAUCGAGUUGCAGCAAUCAAACUUCUUAAUGUAGCUAACCAAGGAGAAGCGGAGUUUCUAGCAGAAAUUAGCACCAUUGGGAAGCUUAAUCACAUGAACUUGAUAGAGAUAUGGGGUUACUGUGCAGAAGGGAAUCACAGGCUUUUGGUGUACCAGUACAUGGAGCAUGGUUCCUUGGCGAAAAAUCUCUCUUCAAACGCGCUUGAUUGGCAAAAGCGGUUUGAGAUCGCACUAGGCACUGCAAGAGGACUUGCCUAUCUGCAUGAAGAGUGCUUGGAGUGGGUCCUGCACUGCGACGUAAAACCUCAAAAUAUACUCUUGGACUCAAACUACCAGCCAAAGGUAUCGGAUUUUGGCUUAUCCAAGCUACUAAGCAGAGGUGAUUUAAAUCACUCAAGCUUCUCAAAGAUAAGAGGAACUAGAGGGUAUAUGGCACCUGAGUGGGUUUUUAAUCUGCCCAUCACAUCCAAAGUAGAUGUUUACAGUUAUGGGAUAGUGGUGUUGGAGAUUGUGACUGGAAAAAAUGCAGCAAUAGGAAGUUAUGGCUCACAAACAAGUGGGGAGAUAGAGCACGAAAGAUUGGUGACACUGGUGAGGGACAAGAAGAACAAAGCUAAUGGAGUGACAUCGUGGAUUGAAGAGAUCAUAGACCCUACGUUGGAAGGUAAAUAUGACCAAGCUAAAAUGGAAGCUCUGAUUUCAUUAGCCCUGCAAUGUGUGGAGGAAGACAAAGAUGCCAGACCUACCAUGAGCAGGGUUGUUGAGAUGCUUCUGCACCUUGAAAACGAUAAUUAAUCGGGAUAUUAUUACUGAAUUGUAUUAAUGGUAACUGUUCUGGUUUUAGUGUUUAUUUCUUUUCCCUCCAAGAUCCUAGCCUAACGUGUUCAAAAUUAUUCCAUGCAUUAAAAUCGUUAGUUAUUGUUUUUAGAGUCAAUGAAAAUUAUUUAUUGAUCAAACAAAAAACACUAUAAUGCACUUAGCAGUCAUCUAUUUUUUUUUUCC